AAAACCCAAAACCCUGCGACCCCAAGAUACCAAAGCCAGCAGCAGAAGCCGAUGCCCAUGCAGCCGCAGGCGCCAUCGAUGACCCCGGCCGCCGGAAUCACCACGGAGCAGAUCCAAAAGUAUCUGGAUGAGAAUAAGCAGCUUAUUUUGGCCAUUUUGGAAAAUCAGAACCUAGGAAAAUUGGCAGAAUGUGCUCAGUAUCAGUCACAACUUCAGAAGAACCUCUUGUAUCUCGCUGCAAUCGCAGAUGCCCAACCAGAGACUGCUGUAAGCCGGCCUCAGAUGGCGCCGCCUGGUGCAUCGCCUGGAGUAGGGCAGUACAUGUCACAGGUGCCUAUGUUCCCGCCGAGGACACCUCUAACGCCACAGCAGAUGCUGGAGCAGCAACUUCAGCAACAGCAAGCUCAAUUGCUAAACUUCAGUGGCCAAAUGGUUGCUAGGCCUGGCAUGGUUAACGGCAUGCUUCAGGCCAUGCAAGUCCAACAAGCUCAGCCAUCGCCGGUAAUGAACAGACCGGAUGCUGGUGGGAUCGCCUCGGAGCCCUCUGGCACUGAGAGCCACAGGACUAGCACUGGUGGCGAUAAUGGCGGUGGAAGCGACUAGUCCAAAGAGUCUUGAGGAUUUACGAGCUAGCCUUGUAGGUUGCAAAAUAUGCACGUAUACUGCCGAUGACCAAAGAGAGGAUCGAUCCUGCGCCCUUAGUUGAUAAGUGGCCAUGAUCUUUGCAUGGAUGAUCAGUAGCUGUCACGGUUUUAUCUUUGUUGCCAGUCUGUAGAACACACGUAUAGAUUGUUGUGACAUUUAUUUGCUUGCUGUUUCCACAAUGUACUGUCGUAGACUUGGAGCCAUAUGCUAGUUUAUGGCUUCAGGAGCUGGAUUUCAGUUACGAGCUGUGAUGGCAAAACUUUCAACUCUUCAGGUAGCUGGAUUCAUUUAUGUUAUAUGUUACAAGUUUCAUAUCUGUCACCAAAUUGGAAGCAGUACGGAUUCUCAUAGCUA
Zea mays is the source of this 999-nucleotide messenger RNA. Its product is annotated as SSXT protein. The record is from RefSeq and is marked validated. The coding region runs from base 52 to 603 and encodes 183 amino acids. The transcript has 4 exons. NCBI's taxonomy places the organism in Eukaryota, Viridiplantae, Streptophyta, Magnoliopsida, Poales, Poaceae.